UGGUAAGCCGAACAUACCAAUGGAGCGCCUCGCUGUAUGCUUCUGGAACAAUGUCAAGAAAAUUCCAGCAACGACCUCUGAUCUCUGAUCUUUUUCAACUUUUUAGAGGGGGCCCACAUGGCAGGUGCAUGGAGACGGAGAUCCCCGCGCAUUCUCCGGCCUUGCAGCCUCUAGGCGAACUUGCCCGCAGCACAACAAAAUAUACAACAGUCAGUCACCAAUGCCUAUUUGGUCAAUCAGACUGGACGGUUUGUUGUUUGCUUCCAAGAGAGCACUGUUGAUGGGUGAGCCUUGAAACACAUGCGCCAGGAGUCUCCCCUUGAUGUGUCUCAUUUGGUGGAACCCCCCCCCUUCCCAUCCAACCCUCAAACCACUCAGCUGCAUCCGGUCAAUCGCGGGGCCACAUUCUUCACGAGGCGGUUUCACACCCAAAUCUCUCGAUGGAAUGCGCAUGAGCCACCCAAGGGGACCACCGCCGGACCACUCUCAAUGCGAUAGUCGCAUUUUCAUCCGCGUUGCCCAGACCUCAACGCAGUCUGCCAGUCUGCCGAGGGCCUAAACAUGAAAAGAGUUAGUCCGUUGCCUUCCCAUUCCAUGCCGCUCCAUCAUGCUCCAUCGAGAGUAUACUCCGCGCCCGCCGCCAUGCUGAGCGCCCGUGGAACCGGGUGAGUCUAUCGCCGCGAUAGCCAUUUCUCAUGGCCAAAAUUCUGGCUGGAACGCCGCUGACAGCUCCACCGAUGCUCGUCAAAAAUACCUUUCUUCCAUCAAACGUUUUCCGUGUCUCAGCAGAUUCUUUGUCCACGUCAGGCCGCGAUAGUGGGAGGGAUGGCGAAUAAAAGUUUCGCCCCGAAGUAUACGGUCCUGACUCGGCCCUCUCAUGCAGUAGUAGAAAACCCUUGCCUCGUCGCAUCAUUUCCCUCUCCAUCCCCGGUUCCAAGCUAUCAGAUUUUGUCUUCUUACUUGAACGGCUGUACCACCGCUUUCGCGUUCGCUUUGGAGUGACACUUGUUUCUCUCCACUGUCGAUACAACCUUGCACUUGCACUUGUACAUUGCACAUAUUUUAUCUCUUGGGCAGAUCCCGACCACCAAUUGUCAAUUGUCGGAUUCAACAUUUCCAUAAGCGCCCAUUUUAUGGGUAACACUACCACCUGAUUUUCCAUUCUAUGGGACUAUAGCCGAAAGAUCAGAUUCUGUCGCUUGUUGCAGCGCAGUGGCCGACCGGCGCGCCGUUAAGCUCUCCCCAUCGAUCUGCAUCGGCCAAGUGGAACCCCUCCCGAUCAUUCCGUCGUUACUCUAUGGACGCAUUGGGCUUGGUAGACCACUUUUAUCGACCGUAUCUACCUCAAUUGCUGGCACUCCGAUUUUGUCAUUGACAGAUUUAAUUUGCCAUAUACAAUUUGGAUUAACUGCAGAUUGAGGUCAUCGUGGCAAACCGACUAGAGGUUCUACCAUACAUGUCGAGCCACUAAUUCCCUUCGACUGUUGUCGACAUGCCAUCUUUGAGAUCUCGCAAUCAUAGCCGUACCGGGCAGGUUCCCGUGGUUGAAGCUGCUAGAGCUCGAAAAAUGCGACACUCAGAUAUGGUGAACACCGCUACCCAGAAAAGCUAUCGACCCAUCAUUCACAGCUCAACAACUGCCAGCGACCCUAAUGAGCCUCUCACAGUAUUCGCGCCACAUGAUUGCUCGAAGAUUGCAGGCGGCUCAACACCCCCGGCGGCCAAUGUCGCUCCUGCCGAAAUUCUACUUCAAAUUUAUUCCAUGUUAACCCCUCGGGACUUUGACAAUGCCCGACGGACAUGCUCACAAUGGAUGAGAGUCAGUCUCAACCGCAAGCUGUUGGAAGGAAUGCUGAAACGGGCUGGAUGGUGGGAUGCUUACAAGCAAGAUGCCGAGAAACAACGGGUUCUUCAUCGCCCAUCCAGCGAAGAAAGCGAAGUUUGGAGAAUGAGCAAGCGAUUUGCAACCGAAUGUCUACUCUCUGGGAGAAAGGCCAAUGUCGAAAAGUCGGGUUUCGUGAAAUCGGAAAUCGUCGACUUCUCCGGGCUGUCCAAGGGGACGAGCUCGAAGUCUCGGAGAUUCUCUAUGAAUGAAGUAUCGAAAGCUGCUCGAAAUGGAAGUUCGUAUGCAUCUUCAACUUUCAGCGUGAGCAGUUGCAGUAACUACGUUCUUGCGACCACUGGCUGCAUGAUCUAUGUGUUCCGAUUACAUCCACGGAGGAUGAAAUCGAUGCUCUCAGCGAAUCUGGCAGACAUGGAUCUGGAACCAAUUUCAACUAUCGAAUGCCCAUUCGAGGUUCUAUCCGCAACUUCCGACACUACUACUUCAAGCCUUGUGGUCGCCGCUUUGUUGCAAAAUCGAGUUGGUAUGGUCUGCGAUGUGGAAAUACCUGAUCACGCUUCUCAUGCUGCUGGUCCAGCAACGACAACGCGGUCACCCAAGUCCACAGGACAUCAGCAGCGUCAACGUAGAAUGUCGAGAACAAGUAACUCAUCUCCACACUUCUUUUACGAUCUCUGCUCGGAGGAUCACCCCCCACGAACAAUUGCACUCUGCCCCGGUCACCGAUGCGUGGCAUUCGGGUGUGCAGGAGGCAUUGAAAUCCACUGGGUGGACGAGACAACCCACAAAGACCAACGGAGACACUUCCCCAUGUCCCAACCCUCUGAGGUCCUCCAUUUCCUACCUAGCACUCUUGAAAAUCCCUCAGAACUACGCCUCAUCUCAUCUCUCGCUGGUCCGGGAGUCCACGAGUGCGCAUGCCGACAAUCUCCCUCCCCAGACCAUCUCAAGAAGUGCCAAUUUCACCUCCUCACCGACGUCCACUCUCUGAAUCGUCGUAGCCCACCCAAUACAUCCUCCCUCAGCCUUGUGCGAGCUACGCACUGCCACCAUUAUCGCGCUGUCCCCAUUAACGACGGUUUCCACAUUAUCUUUGUGGAACCACGCACCGGCCUCCUCUGCAUCGGAUCUGAUGCUCCAAUCGGUGGCCCAACGAGUCUAACAAGGGCCUUCGUAUGCGUCCCACCCUUCGGCAAAGACCCAACAGAAAGCAUCAAAGAAGCCCGCGUCCCGACCGUCUUCACCGUCGGCUCAGAUCUAAGCUGGGGUCUCCGCGUCGUCGCCGCAUAUCAGGACCGCAUCGUCCUAUACUCCAUCCCGCUAGAUGUCUUCAACGUGAUCCGCAAAGAGCGCGAGCGCCAAGGUGAAGGCGUAAUGGGCGAUAGCGACCUCGCGCGAGACUGGUUCGUCGAUUCAGAGCGCUUCCGCAAACGUCGUGAGAGUCUGGUCCAGAAUCAGAAUGGGGACUGGGAGUUCUUGUUGAGCGUCAGUUAUAGACCAACUGCUAUGAUGUGGCCAUUCAAGAUCUAUGGGAAGGAAAUCGGUCGUGUGGAUAAUGUGGUCGAACUGGCGCUGCAGUCUUCGAAUGGUGGUGCCCGGGUGUGGGCUUUCGGUGCCGCGGGUGAAGCGCACGUUUUUGAUAUCGACACCCUCACAUCGACUGCCCAGACUAUGGCGGAGUCACCGUGCAAGGUGGUGACCGUUGGUUUGGAUGGGAGUGUAGAGACUGCUCGACAAGUUGAUCGUGCGGCGCUGAGCACUUCUCCAUUGGAAGAAUCACGAAAGCGCAAGUUUACCGAGCUACGGGAUGAUUUUGUCGGGCGAUAUGGGACGAGCCGAUUCGUUCCAAGCCUGACAUUGGAUGGCCUCGAGCCUACUAGUACCGUUGCCGCUGCACUAGCCCAGAGUGAGGAUUCCUCGAUCAGACGCCCGUCGUUCGCGGCGUGUAUUGUCGAUUUCAAGAUUCCUGAAUUGGGGCCUCGAGAAGGUCGGUGGAGAGAUAGUGGGACCGAAGGUUGAGUAUUGAAGGGAGGCCUUUAUUACUGCAGUUCUCAUGCUGGUCAUGCAUCUUGGGUUCUAUUUGGAUUACUUGCACAUAACCGUUUGCCAUUAGGGUGAAUUGAACAUAAGAGCUAUGUUUCCUUUCUUCGUAAAGUGAGCUCUCCAAUAGAGAUUCUUAUGUUACUGCCAAAGCCAAAGCAUUUCCAUACUUGGUUCUGGCGACUAUAAUAGAGCCGCUGAGGAG
Penicillium brasilianum is the source of this 4088-nucleotide messenger RNA. The record is from the annotation of a GenBank genome assembly. Lineage: Eukaryota; Fungi; Ascomycota; Eurotiomycetes; Eurotiales; Aspergillaceae.